This is a messenger RNA of Loxodonta africana (African savanna elephant), 7153 nucleotides long. RefSeq names its product CDK5 regulatory subunit associated protein 2 (gene CDK5RAP2). NCBI's taxonomy places the organism in Eukaryota, Metazoa, Chordata, Mammalia, Proboscidea, Elephantidae. The transcript has 34 exons. The record is from RefSeq and is a predicted model, not a curated record. Gene Ontology annotation, cellular component: microtubule plus-end; perinuclear region of cytoplasm; mitotic spindle pole. The coding region runs from base 208 to 5220 and encodes 1670 amino acids. Gene Ontology annotation, biological process: positive regulation of microtubule polymerization; microtubule bundle formation; chromosome segregation. Gene Ontology annotation, molecular function: gamma-tubulin binding; transcription cis-regulatory region binding; calmodulin binding.
UGACUCCGCCUUGUUUCCGUAGGAAGAAGAGCCGGGAAUGAUGGCGGCGGGUGCGGUUUGAAUUCCGCGGCGCCGCCAGAAUCCGAACAAGAGCUGGGUCGGAGAGGGCGGGGACCUCGGGGACUCGGGCGGGUCGCGCGACAACGAGGGGGGACCAGUGAAGCCGCCACUAGAGACAUCAACGCCACCACCGUCUCCGUGUCCGUGAUGGACUCGGCGUUGGAGGAGGACGUCACUCUCCCCGGGACUCUCAGCGGCUGCAGUGGCCUUGUUCCCAAUUUACCAGAUGACCUGGAUGGCAUCACCCCCAAUGCUGGUUUGGGAAAUGGUGUCCUCCCAAAUGUGUCAGAAGAAACAGUAUCUCCCACCAGAGCACGGAACAUGAAGGACUUUGAAAAUAUGCUAAGAUUGUCCCAAAUUUGGCUAGUUGGAACCACUAAUCAAUUCUUCUGGGUUGGUACAAUUUCAGCAAAGCAAAUCACUGAAUUGAAGAAAGAAAACUUUAACCUAAAGCUCCGCAUCUAUUUCCUUGAGGAAAGGAUGCAGCAGGAAUUUGAUGGCCACACUGAACGUGUCUACAAAACUAACAUUGAGCUCAAGGUGGAAGUAGAAAGUCUGAAGCGGGAGCUCCAGGAGAGAGAGCAGUUGCUCAUCAAAGCCUCCAAAGCAGUUGAGAGCUUAGCUGAAGGGGGUGGCUCUGAAAUUCAGCGGGUGAAAGAAGACGCUCGGAAGAAGGUGCAGCAGGUGGAAGAUUGCCUAACCAAAAGGAUACUCCUUUUAGAAGAGGAUGUGAAAGCCGCCCAAGCAGAACUGGAAAAGGCCUUUACAGGGACGGAAAAAGAGAAGGCUCUUCGGCUAAGCUUGGAAAGCAAGCUUUCAGAGAUGAAGAAGAUGCAUGAGGGUGACUUGAAGAUGGCUCUGGUCCUGGAGGAAAAAGACAGACUGAUUGAGGAGUUGAAACUGUCUUUGAAGAGCAAAGAAGCUUUAAUUCAGUGCCUUAAAGAGGAGAAAUCUCAGAUGGCAUCUCCUGAUGAGAAUGUGUCAUCUGGAGAGCUCCGAGGACUUUCUGCUGCUCUGAGGGAAGAAAAGGAGCGAGAAACAGAGGCUAUACAUAUGGAAUGUCAGAAGGAGAGAAGUUGCUUUGAAGAGAGAAUCCAGGCACUUCAGGAGGACCUGGGAGAGAAGGAAAGAGAAAUUGCUACAGAAAAGAAAAAUAGUUUAAAGCGGGAUAAAGCCAUUCAGGGUCUAACAAUGGCAUUAAAAUCAAAGGAAAAAGAGGUUGAAGAACUUAACUCUGAAAUUGAAGAGCUCAGAGCUGCCUUUUCUAAAGCCAGAGAAGCCUCCCAGAAAGCACAGACCCAGAAAUUCCAGGGAUCUGAAGAAUAUGAGGCUGCCCUGUCGGAAAAGGAAGCCCUUUUGGCUGAACUGCGCUCAGAAAACCUCACCAAGAGUACAGAGAACCACAGACUACGUAGGAACAUUAAGAAGAUCACCCAGGAGCUGAGCGAUUUGCAGCAGGAGAGGGAGAGACUAGAAAAGGACCUGGAGGAAGCCUAUCGAGAGAAGAGCAACGAAGACAGCACCAUCCUUGACCUUAGAAGUCAAGUUGAGAAAUUACGUGACGAAGCGAAUGAGAGAGAGAGAGCAGUGGAGAAUCGCUACAAGAGUCUUUUGAGUGAAAGCAAUCAAAAAUUGCACAGUCAAGAGCAAGAGAUCAAACGUCUAACAGAAAGUAUCCAUCAAAAGGACUUGUUGCUUGUGAAAGCCAAUGAAAAAGAUUUGGAAGCAAUUCAACAGAACUGUCAUUUAAUGACUGCAGAGGAUUUUGAGUUUAGGAGCGAAGGCUUAAUAACAGAAAAGUGCUCUUCUCAACAGCCACCAGGCAGCAAAAUCAUCUUCUUCGAGGAAAAGCAACAAUCAGACUAUGAAGAGCUGAUUCAGGUCUUAAACAAAGAGCAGGACAUCUAUUCCCGUCUGGUAAAAUCUCUGCAGGACUCAAACAGUAUCAACAACCUGCAGGCUGAGUUAAACAACGUUUUUGCCCUGCGGAGGCAGCUGGAGCAGGAUGUGCUCUCCUAUCGGAAUUUGCAGAAGACCUUGGAGGAGCAGAUCAAUGAAAUUCGGAGGCGGGAAGAAGAAACAUUUUCAUUUUAUAGCGAUCAAACAUCUUAUUUGAGUAUUUGCCUUGAAAAGCACGGUCGGCUACAAGUGGAGCAUUUUUCUCAAGAAGAACUUAAGAAAAAGGUCAGUGACCUUAUACAGCUAGUGAAGGAACUGUAUACAGACAACCAGCAUCUGAAGAAAACCAUUUUUGAUUUCUCCUGCAUGGGCUUCCAGGGAAGUGACAGACUUGAGUCAGUAGAACAAAUGCAGCUUCUGGCUAGCAAGGAGGAUGAGGACGUGAUCAAAAUUGGAGAGGAUGACAAGAAUAAUUUCCUGAGUGACCAGCAUUUGGAGCAGAGUGAUGAGAUUGUGGAGGACUGUUCCAAAGGAGGCUGCAAAAAUGGAUACUUAUGGCACACAGAUUCCACUAUUUUAGACUAUGAUGGAGCCUGCAAACCUGGCCGCCCUGGAGACCAGAGUCUGGAAGAAGGCGAGCUCAUGAACCUGCUUGCCCCUUUCUUUAACGAGAAGGCCAGGUUGUUACUAGACUCCAGGCCAGACCUUCUGCAAACGUUACGUGAACUACUUCUGGAACGAAUAUGUUUGACAGAGCAGGAAGUUUCUGGAGAACACCUUGAUGGUAAAACCAAGAAGGCACUUAAGCAGAUGGCCAUUCAGCUAAGAGGCGAACUCAGACAUUUCAUCCAGGCCAACUCAUUUUCCAAGCCACAUGAUGAACUGAAGUCGACUUGGGGGACCCAGCCAGUAAAGUUGGGUGAAGUGUCCAAGGUGGAGCUGAAAGAUGCCUCAGUGCAGACCAUGGUCAUGGAGGGCGACACUCUCAGAUUCAGACAUGAAGGAAUGAGAGAGGCUUGGGAAGAGAGAUCAACAGAUGGCGUAUUCAGCGCUGAGCAUCAGCCAGAGAACUUGCAGAGGAUGCCAGAGAGGCAGGGCACUCUCCUUUCUUUCCCGAGGGGUCCUGCCAAAGAUGCUAAGAAAUCCCGCUUGCCAAUCCUAAUAAAACCAUCCCGAUCAUUAGGAAGUGUGUAUCGGCUCUCUGACACCCAGGAGGUGGUGGCGCAGCUGCAGGGCCAGAUCAUGGAGCUGCAGGGGGAACUGAAGGAGUUUAAAACUCACAACAAACAGCUUCACCAAAAGUUAAUUCUGGCUGAAGCAAUGAUGGAGGGGAAGUCAAUGCCAGACCAAAUGCUACUGAAUGCCCAGCCCCUUGUGGGAACAGCCUACCAGGACAGCCCAGGAGAGCAAAAAAGAAUUAAAACCACACUCUGUGUCUGGAGAGACAAGGAAAUGGACAAUGAUCAGCAAACAAGCGACGAGACUGACUCUGAAAUUUACCAACCUGAUGACCUUGCCAUCUUGCCAACAUGCAAAGAGAAUCCUUCCGAAGAUUUUCUGGGCGCAACUUCAGUAGCUACUUACGCGAGUUCUAAGAGCCAGCUUUCUGUUAAAGUGAGCAUGAUUGAGACUGAUCAGGCUGAGAACAUUGAUGCCUCAAAUGAUAUGGAAUACUUAAAGCAGAAAAUCUGUGACUUAGAAACUGAGCUCAAGGGCUACCAGAGUUUCAUAUUUCAGCUUCAAUCAGGGAAGCACUCCCAGUGCAGUGAGGCCAUUAUCACUGUUUUGUGUGGGACAGAAGGGGCUCAGGAAGGCUUGAACAAGCCCAAGGGCAGUACUGACGAUGAAGAAAUGACCUUCUCAAGUUUGCACCAAGUACGUUAUGUGAAACACAUGAAAAUCCUCCAUCCACUGGCCCCUGCAAUGAUUGAUGGCGGGAUGCUGGAGAGCCUCAAACAGCAGCUGGUGGAUCAGGAAUAUGACCUACAGAAAGAGCAGAAUUUGAACAUGGAACUAUUCAGUGAAAUCCAUAACCUGCAGAAUAAGUUCCAAGAUCUCUCACCCUCAAGAUACGAUUCAUUAGUUCAGUCCCAAGCCAGGGAGCUCUCCCUUCAACGACAGCAGAUUAAAGAUAGCCAUGGCAUCUGUGUCAUUUAUCGUCAACAUAUGAACACCGUGAUGAAGGCAUUCGAGGAGUUGCUGCAGGCCAGUGAUGUGGACUACUAUUUGGCUGAGAGUUUCCGGGAGCAGCUGAAUCAAUGUGUUGAACUACUGGAGAAACUGGAAAAGUUGUUUCUCAGUGGAAAGUCAGCUGAAGUGGAAGUGAGCACCCAGAACGAACUGAUACAGAGGAUUGAAGAAGACGACUUAACCUACCGACAUAGUCUACCUGAAUCUCCUGAGCCUUCAGCCUCACAUGCGCUGUCCGAUUGUGAAACAUCUGAAAAGUCCUCUUUCUUCUCACGAGACCAGAAGCAGGAUAGUGAGAUUGAGAAGAUUUCGGUUAUAGCAAACAAUUUUUCUCAAGACUUACUAAUGGAACAUAUACAAGAAAUUCGAACUUUGAGAAAACGCUUAGAAGAAUCUAUCAAAACAAAUGAGAAACUGCGGAAACAGCUGGAACGGCAAGGAUCUGAGUUUGAUCAAGGUUCUGCAAACAUUUUUGCCUAUGGUUCAGAGCUACAUAAUUCUCUGACAGCAGAAAUUCAUUUCCUGAGGAAGCAGAACCAGGCCCUCAACAUGAUGCUUGCUAAAGGAUCCAGAGAUAAACAGAAGGAGAAUGAAAAAUUACGAGAGUCCCUCUCCAGGAAGACUGCGAACCUUGAGCACCUUCAGCAAGAGUAUGCCUCUGUGAAGGGAGAAAAUGAAAGGCUGCAGAAGGAAGUUGGUGAGAAGGAGAGACACAACCAGCAGCUGGUCCAGGAGAUCUAUAAUAGCCGCAGCGAGCUGAGCAGGGCAAAGGAGGAGGUGGAGUUGAGGCAGCAACUGCUCUCACAGAAUGACAAGCUACUCCAGUCUCUUCGAGUGGAGCUGAAGGUAUAUGAGAAGCUGGAUGAAGAACACAAGCGACCAAGAGAAGCCAGAGCAGAGGUGUCAGGAGAAGGCUGGAAGGGGCAGGACCCAUUCAGUGACCUGCAUGGCCUCCUGAGAGAGAUCCAGGCUCUGCGGGCACAAUUGGAGAGGAGCAUCGAAACCAACAGCACCCUGCAGAGGAAGCUCGAGGAGCAGCUGGCGAAGGGCCCCAAGUCCAGCUCUUCUUGAGCUACCUGCUGACCUUCUGGAGCCUCAGUUGUUGGGGGAUGAUCAUCCUAAUGCCCACGGUGGGGGAUGUGUGAGCCCAGUGGAAUAAGGAGUAUCAACAUACCUCACAAGUAAGGAGGAUUGCCUGAGAGCUUGGGCUUAUCUUUACUUGGCUUGGGUCUAUUAUCAUUUAAUUGAGGGAAAAAAAAAAAAAAAAACAUCUCUUAAGGAGCACCCAGUGAACCUACUUUGGAACUUGUAGCGAUUGGAUUAUUGGUUUCUUCCAAAUAAGUAUUUUAAAUUUUUAACCAAAAAGAUGAGGUAACAAUAUAAAAAAGGUGGAAAAAGAAUUUUCAUUAUUCUAAAAAUGAUCAUUUUUUACUUUGCAUAUUUCUCUUUAUUUGUUAAUUAAAUGUAGGCAUGAAUUUAUGUUGUUCAGAUAGGUUUUUGUGCCAUUCUGUGUCCUUUCUUUCCUUUCGUGCAAUAUUACAUCAUAAAUGUUUUCCUUUUCCAUGGCUUCCUCGUUGUCUGUAGAUUAUUGUCAGUCACCAAACUGUUACCCUUUUUUUAUUGAUUAUUAAAGUGGUCUCUGAUUUGGGGCUUUUAAACAUUUAUAUUAAUAAGCUUUUUGCUGUUAAAAAAUUUUCUUAGAAUAAAUUUCUUCUAGGGUGACCCCAAGGGGUUGGACAGGUGCCGUAUUGCCUUCUACAUGCCACAUUCAUCAGCGUUGUACAAAGGCAGCAGUUUUAGCAUGGCUUCACCAGGCAUUGGGCAGUACCAUUUUAAAUAUAGGUCUGUUCCUGGCCCUUUUUAGGCUUUGAGGAGAUGGGCCAAGGAUAUGAAGAGGGUGCACUAGGGAAGAUUGAAGCCGGGGGAGCAGUUCAGUGCAAGGGGUACCUAGGAGGAAGAUCUGGGGCAGCUGAAGUGAGAAGACCAUUGAACAGCCUGUUCCUGCUUUCAGAAUCUGUCUAGGGUCAGCCCUAGUGUGCCUCACAGGAGACAUCCAGGAGAGUGUGUUCAAAAUUCGGAAAAGUUCCAGUUUCCUUGACUGAAGAUCGGAAUCAUAGCACAGGCAGCAGCAUUUCUCCCUUUGCAGAAGACUUUUUGGGAUUGUAUUUAAGUGCAUCUCUCUGAAAGUUCUGCUCUGAAGGCUGCUGUGUUUUUGGUAGAAAGCAGUUCGUCUCAGGGCCAGCUCCACGGAGCUAUGCGCUCAGGGGGGCUGUGCUGUAGUCAGCCCCACCCCUUGGUAGUGCUGGGGAGGAACUUCCCCAAAGUCGGGGAACCUGGGACCACCCACAUGUUGGGUAAUACUGGGCAGAUCGCUUCCUCUCUUAGUCUCCUCUUCCAUGAAAUCUGAUUCACGAUCCCAUCCUGCUCACUGAGCUGUUGAGAUUUCAUGGGAAAGUGCUUUCUAAAUUAUAAAAUGUCACACUGGUCAUCUUGUAUGGCAUCUUUUGACUUUGCUUUCUUACAGUGUGUAAAAUUCAUCACCCCCAAAUCUGACUUUGGGUCACUCCUCUCUGGCCUGGGUGACUGUGACAGCCUCUAGACUUGCCCCUCCACCCCCAAACUUAGACCUCACGGUUCUAGCUUGCAUCCCACUGAGGCCUUCCGUUGCACCCAGGUAAACUGCUUGUUUCUCCCUGAGUGUGCCUUUGCUCCUGCUGUCUCCUCUGCCUGGCAUUUCUUUCCCUCCUUCCCAUGGGUCACUCACAAUCAGUUUUAAGAUACAGUACGGGCAUUAGCCUUUGGGAAGCCAGGUCAGGGCUAGCACCCCUCACCUGAGCUCCCACAGCCUGUGUUUCCCUCCUUUGGCUCUGACCACGCUGAAAUGAAACUGUUUACUUGUCUGAAUGAGGGGGUCUUCUAGGGGAAGGGAAUAGGCCUGGUCUGUCUGUAUUCCCAGUGUCCUUCAUGGGACCUGGCACAAGAGAGCCCUGUAAAGAUUUGAAUG